This is a messenger RNA of Xiphophorus maculatus (southern platyfish), 1836 nucleotides long. RefSeq names its product general transcription factor II-I repeat domain-containing protein 2B-like. The transcript is spliced from 2 exons. The record is from RefSeq and is a predicted model, not a curated record. NCBI's taxonomy places the organism in Eukaryota, Metazoa, Chordata, Actinopteri, Cyprinodontiformes, Poeciliidae. The coding region runs from base 1 to 1836 and encodes 611 amino acids.
AUGUCCAGAAAGAGAAAAGUUGAUGCAGACGGAAGACUGUUUCAAGAAAGAUGGGAAGGCGAAUACUUGUUUGUGCUUCAAGGAGAAAGACCAGUAUGUCUUUUGUGUUACGAGGCGGUGUCGGUUGUCAAAGAGUACAAUCUGCGUCGACAUUUUGACACCAAACACGGAGCUAAGUAUGCUAAAGCUAGCCUUCAAGAUAAGCAACAAAUUGCCCAAGAAUUAAAAGGCAAACUGCGGUUGCAGCAGAGUUUGUUCACAAAAUCCACAGCCAAAAACGAGGGUGCAGUGAAAGCUAGCUUCAUUGUGGCUGAAGAAAUCGCCCACGCUUCCAAGUCUUUUUCAGAGGGAGCGUUUUUGAAGCAGUGCAUGCUGAAGGUCUGUGAGCAGGUGUGUCCCGACCAGUUACAGACUUUUAGAAAUGUCAGUUUAUCAAGAAACACCAUCGCGAACCGAGUGAAGGAACUAGCAGAAAAUCUUACAACACAGCUGACCGAGGAGACACGCAGCUACACAGCUUUUUCAUUAGCUGUUGAUGAAAGUACAGAUAACACAGACACAGCGCAGUUAUCAAUUUUUAUUAGAGGCGUAAAGUCGGACCUCUCUAUCACUGAGGAGCUGUUGGAUGUGGCUGCAAUGCAUGGGACCACGACGGGACAGGACAUUUUUGAUGCGGUGGAGAAGUCCGUAAGUAAAAAUGCAUUGCAGUGGGAAAACUUGGUGGGAUUAACUUCAGACAGUGCACCGGCAAUGUGUGGAGGAAAAGUGGGCUUGGUUGGACUAAUGAAGAGGAAAAUGCAAGAAAUGAACUGUCACACGCCUCUGAUAACAUAUCAUUGCAUUAUCCAUCAAGAAGCUUUGUGUGGGAAGGUGCUGGGGAUGGAGGACAUUGUGACCACAGUCAUGAAAACAGUGAACUUCAUUCGGGCGCGGGGCCUGAACCACCGUCAGUUCCAGCAGUUUUUGCUGGAGAUGGGCUCGGAACACGGGGAUGUGCCGUACCAUACAGAAGUGCGGUGGCUGAGUAGGAGCAAAGUCCUCAAGCGAUUUUUUGAGCUCAGGGAAGACAUUGCUAUUUUUAUGCAGAGUAAAGGAAAACUCAUGUCUGAACUAUCAGAUCCAAAGUGGCUGUGUGACUUUGCUGUGCUGUGUGACAUAACCGACCAUCUCGCCCAGCUGAAUCAGAAGCUGCAGGGACGCAAACAAGUCAUCACGCAGAUGUCCGACACGAUCACGGCUUUCCAGCGUAAAUUGGACUUAUGGAUGUGGCAAGUGAAACAGGACAAUCUUGUCCACUUUCCUGUUUGUCAGAGCAUGUCAACCUCGUUUCCCGAGACUUUUUCAUGUGCUCAGUUAGCUACCAAACUGAGCUGGUUAAAGACUGAGUUUGAUCGGCGCUUCUCUGACUUCAGAGCACAACAGUCAGGCUUUGACAUCUUUGCCAAUCCUUUCACCACCGAUGUCUGCACUGCACCCCAACACCUUCAGAUGGAGCUAAUUGAGCUUCAAAGCGACAGUGGCCUGAGAGCAAAGUUCCAGGAUGCUGCAAUCCAGGACUUUUAUCGUCUGAUGCCCCCUGGUUUGAUGCCACAGCUUCGACUUCAUGCUGCCCGUGUUCUGUCCAUGUUUGGAAGCACCUAUUUGUGCGAACAGUUUUUUUCCAUAAUGAAUCUGAACAAAAACAAGCACAGAUCACGCCUCACGGAUGACAACCUCCAUGCUGUUCUACGCAUUGCCUCAGCACAGGACCUAAAGCCAGACAUUGACACACUGGCAACGGAAAAACGGUUGGGGAACCACCAGGUGGCAGUGACGCACCAUUUUCAACUCCAGUGA